Rotaria socialis is the source of this 1440-nucleotide messenger RNA. Lineage: Eukaryota; Metazoa; Rotifera; Eurotatoria; Philodinida; Philodinidae. The record is from the annotation of a GenBank genome assembly.
AUGAGCAAAGUGCUUACAACUGCAUCAAAAUGUGUGCCAAAUUUGAUUACUCUUUCAUCGAAGACAUCAACAAUAAAUGCUCGCUCUUCAUCACCUAGUCACCGAUCAUAUUCAAUUCAGCACACACGUUAUCCGUCAUCGUUGAGUAAUAAUAUUCGUCUACGUCAACCAACACAAAUCUCAUCGAUAAAUCAAAGUCGAUUACUUCAACUGAAUAAUUUGAUUUAUUAUGAUCCACUUUUUACACUUAAACGAGGAAAUGCAUCACAACCGAAAGGAUUUCUUGGUUCAUUAAUGGAUAAUAUAAAAGAAGAAUUUACUAAAAAUAAAGAAAUCAAAGAUAAUAUAAAAAAGUUUCGAGAUCAAGCUAAAAAACUUGAAGAUAGUGAUGCACUAAAAGAAGCUCGAGACAAAUAUAAAUCAUUAGAACGUGAAACAAUGAAAAGUUCAGCGGUGCUUCGUGAAAAACUUGGUGAAAUUGGUGACAAGGUCAAAGAAAGUGAUGUCAUUAAAAAAGCAUCAGAUUUAGGCUAUGAAUUAGGUAAACAAGCACAAAAAGCGGCAGAAAAAAUCUCCGAAAGAACUGAACAAAUAACUGAUACAACCGCUUAUAAAAAAGUUUCUGAACGUUUAACUACAAUUAAAGAGGAAGUUGGCGAUGCAACAAAAUUAACAAGACCAUUAGGUUAUCAACCACCAACAACUUUACGAAAACGCAGUGAUACUGAUUCAGUUAAGAAAGAAAAAGUCUUUCAUGCGGAUACAGAAACACAAACUAUUACUGUUCACAAAGAUUCACAAUGGUAUCAAAGUUGGCAAAAUUUUAAAGAGAAUAAUACAUAUUUAAAUAAACUAUUCGAUCUUAAAUCAAAAUAUGAUGAAAGCGAUAAUUUAGUAGUACGUGUUGCAAGAACAUUUACAGAUAAAGUGUCAGGAGCAUUGUCAUCAAUAUUUAGUCAAUCGGAAACAAGUGAGGCUUUAACAGAAAUAUGCCGUGUUGAUCCAGCAUUUGAUGUUGCACAAUUUAUUCGUGUUGUUCAAUACGAUAUUAUUCCGAAUAUAUUCGAAUCUUUAGCACGCAGUGAAUUAGAAAUUUUACGAGAUUGGUGUACUGAAGCUGUUUACAAUGUGCUCAUUCAUCCGAUAAAUACAUCAAAAGCAAUGAAUUAUAAAUAUCAUUUGAAAAUUAUUGACCUUAGUGAUGUUGAGCUUGUUGCCGCUAAAACUAUGGAAAUGGGACCUGUUCUUGUAGUCAAUUUUCAAGCUCAACAAAUUGCUUAUAUUUCAGAUGCAAAUGGAAAAGUUACAGAAGGAGAUCCGGAACAAAUCAAUCGAAUCAAUUAUAUCUUUGCACUUGGUCGAGACCCAACUAUUCUUGAUCCUCUAUCAGCUUGGCGUCUAGUUGACUUGAGUGCUUCAAAAGUCAAUCAUUUUGUUUGA